GACGUACUUCCGGCCCGCGGCCCAGUUAGAGAAAGCGGAUACGGUCGUCGCCGUCACAGUUUGCCUCGGACGCCGCUUCCCUUCAGAGAGAGCGCGCUGUGAAGCGAGGAAGGAAAAGGAGGGAAACCAUCGUAGUGCUACAGUCGCUGCUGCUUCGAAGGCGGAUUCCUCGGGACUCUUUUAUAAGAACUGUAUAAAACAUGGUGGAUUAUUACGAAGUCUUAGGUGUGCACAAGCAUGCUUCUCAAGAAGACAUUAAAAAAGCGUACCGUAAACUAGCUUUAAAGUGGCACCCUGAUAAAAAUCCAGAUAAUAAGGAUGAAGCAGAGAGGCAAUUCAAGCAAGUAGCUGAGGCUUAUGAAGUUCUGUCAGAUGCUAAAAAACGUGACAUCUAUGACAAAUAUGGAAAAGAAGGCUUAAAUGGAGGAGGAGGUGGAAGUCAUUUCGACAGUCCCUUUGAGUAUGGUUUUACAUUCCGGAACCCAGAGGAUGUCUUCAGGGAGUUUUUUGGUGGAAGAGACCCAUUUUCAUUUGAUUUCUUUGAGGAUCCUUUUGAAGACUUCUUUGGUAAUAGGCGGGGGCCACGUGGAAACAGAAAUAGAGGUGGAGGAUCCUUUUUCUCUGCUUUUGGUGGAUUUCCUGCUUUUGGAAGUGGCUUUUCUUCAUUUGAUACAGGUUUCACUUCUUUUGGUUCUUUGGGACACGGAGGUCUUACUUCAUUCUCCUCCACGUCAUUUGGUGGCAGUGGGAUGGGUAACUUCAAAUCAGUAUCCACUUCAACCAAAAUAGUUAAUGGCAGAAAAAUUACUACAAAGAGAAUUGUUGAGAAUGGACAAGAGAGAGUAGAAGUUGAAGAAGAUGGCCUGCUAAAGUCUUUAACAAUAAAUGGUGUAGCUGAUGAUGAAGCUUUUGCAGAGGAAUGCAGACGCAGAGGACAAAACGCCUUGCCUUUCCAGUCUACUAGUGUCCGCUCUCCAAAGUCCCUGAAGCCUGCUGCCUAUCCCAAGCAUGUCUUUCACUGUAAUAGUGAUGAGGACGAUGACUUGGUUAUGACCGGCUGGGAGAGUCCCCAUUAUUCAUCAGGACACAAAGAAGUCAGCAAGAGGAAGAAGCAGAAGCUGAGGGAGGAACAGAAGAAGAAGAAGUCAGCCAAGACACCAUAUUAAAAUGGACUCCGAUGCCCCUAAACACUGACCUUUUGAUGUCAUACUAUUUGACCCCCUCCCCAGAUUCCUGGUGUAUAUCUUUCUUAUAGCUGUUCUCACUUAGCAAGAGUGAUGAUGACUCUUGGUUAAACAACACUGAACUUGCACUGUUAUGCUUGAGCAUCACACAGAUUCGCUUACGUUUCUGUAAGACACCCAGUCAGAAACCUGCUGUGUAGAAAUUAUUUCCAUUGAAGUCAGUGGGUGUGCCUUCUAAGUACAAGUUUAGGAUCAGGAUGUUCCAUACGUUAAAUAAACAGAUUUGGGGCUAGAAGUGUGUAUUUUUGAAGUUCAGAAAUUGUAAUGUGGAACCUUUUGAUCUUUUCCUUUACUGGGGCUAAAGCUAUUGUAGUCUAGUGUCUUUUAAAACUUAAUGAAGUUGUAAAGAAUGUCUUUAGUUUUUGAAAUGAGCAUUUUUAUUAAGGGUAGUCUUUCAUCUUAGCCUAAACUAAACAGUAAUAUUUCAUUUAAAUUUCCCUCUGAGGAGAGUUCAGCUUUUUAAUAACACCUGAGCAAACGUGGCUGAUUUUUCUCCAUUUAUUUUCCCUAUUGAAAAAAGUUGUUGAUUUUCCUUGCAUAUGCAUACUAUUCUUUACAUAUUUGCAUCGUGAAUACCAUUACUAUAGUGGAGUGAGAGAACAAAAUCCGAAUGAUCUGCUUUAUGAUAUUGAUCCUUUUGAAUUUUUUAAUGAUCCCUAGAACCCCAGAAGCCAAAUAAUGACCAUUGCAUUUUUAAAAUAACACAUUGUUUCCAUUAACUAGAAAUCAGCUGUCAUUGAGAUGUCUUUGCACUACAUGCUAAACCUAAGGAUCACAAUACCAACUCGACCUCCCAGUUUCAUCCGCCUUCCCUUGUCCACCAUUUGAAGCUCAGGUUGAGUCUUGACUAGCCAGAAAGAGCUAAGGCUUUACAGUCCUUGCCAUCUGUUGUGCUAACUUUGUACAUUAGGAAUACACAAUAUGUGUUGAUUCUUGUUUGGGUUAAAUUGGGAGUGAAGCAUUUGCAUACCUGGAAAAGUAAGUUUUUGAAUAUAACAAGAUAGUUUCAUUCCCCUUUAUAGAAGUGUUUAAUCUGCAUGGUACGUAGCUUCGGUUAACCUCAUAACUAAAUACUAAGAUGGAGCUUUCCAUUGCUUUUAACUUCUUCCUGGCAUGGUUACUGUAAGUAAGUUGCCUUCUUGCUGCUAAAUCCAUGAGUUGAAGUUGUCAGCUGCUUUUGUCCCCUCAGUGUUUUCUUCUUUUGCCAUUAAAUUAUGUGACACUUAUUCCCCUUGACACUGUUGGAAUCCCAAAUUUCCUGGAGAAAUCUUUAAUCAGGCCCUAAUAAUAUAGCUUAGGUGAGGAAGAUGGUGAUAUAAGAGGAUUUGGGGUACUUACUGGGAUUCAUCUUUAAUGCUUGUAUUAUGAAAAUGUAAUCUUAAUGCAAAUCAUUUGGGUAUUUAAAAUACAAUAUGCCUGAAGUAAGGUGCACAACCAUUUUUUCUUUUUGUUACAUAAAUACCACUGAAGUGUGUCGUGCAGUGUUACUAAUAUUUAAAGAAAUAAACGUUCCUUCCCUUA
Messenger RNA from Sceloporus undulatus (fence lizard), 2765 nucleotides. It is a transcript of the gene DNAJB6, whose product is annotated as DnaJ heat shock protein family (Hsp40) member B6. Gene Ontology annotation, biological process: positive regulation of proteasomal ubiquitin-dependent protein catabolic process; protein refolding. Lineage: Eukaryota; Metazoa; Chordata; Lepidosauria; Squamata; Phrynosomatidae. Gene Ontology annotation, molecular function: Hsp70 protein binding; ATPase activator activity. Gene Ontology annotation, cellular component: endoplasmic reticulum membrane; cytosol. The coding region runs from base 201 to 1166 and encodes 321 amino acids. The transcript is spliced from 10 exons. The record is from RefSeq and is a predicted model, not a curated record.